Porites evermanni is the source of this 7568-nucleotide messenger RNA. The record is from the annotation of a GenBank genome assembly. Lineage: Eukaryota; Metazoa; Cnidaria; Anthozoa; Scleractinia; Poritidae.
AUGGGUCUGUUGCCGGUGGAGGUUGCUUUUCUGGUUUUGUUGACCGGAUCACAGGGGAUGUCUGCGACGUGCGUGGAACGGGAAGAGCAUAUACUGCGCUAUUUAAUUUCAUCGCAGCCGCCGUAUGAUAACUACUACAAUAUUUCUAAGGCGGUUUAUCCGUCUGUGGAUUUGCCGUCUUUGCUUAUCAAGAUCACUGUUAAGUUCCCACAUGACAGCGGCAAUCUCACUCAUUUAGCCGCAUCGUCCCGAUCUCCGAUCAAUGGUAGUACUUCCAAUAUCUCACAGACAGAGGAAAAUAUCCUCGAAACUACAGAAACGAAGAUCACGACAUACAAGUUCACGUGGAGUGCAUCCUGUUUGUAUGUCAGUGGAGGAAGCAUAAGCUUGGCUUCCAUGAAUGCGUUUUCCUUGUGGGCUAUUUAUCCAAACAGGCGAGAAAGACAGCUGCACUUGACAUUGCCACAGUUCUGCAGGAGAUUUUCUGCUGACACCAUGAUCUACUUCCUUUCCACGGUAGGACUUUUAGCCAUUUCUUUAUUAUUGUUAACUUAUCAUCAUCAUCAUCAUCAUCAUCAUCAUCACCAUCAUCAUCACAAACAUCGUCAUCAUCAUCAUUAUCAUUAAGGGUGGGAGAAACAUACUAAGUUGCAAUCAAGGAAGUAGUGAUUACCCCUUUUGUUUAAACUGAUUUUCUUCUGCAUUUCCCUGAAUAGUCAGGUCUCUUAAGGUCAGGAUCGUUACAGAGUUGACAAAAGCACCAAACUUUGCACAGCCAUAGCUUAUUGCAGUACCAUGAAUAUUAGAGGGGGUGGCCAAUGCAAAUAUGCCACUGAAGCGUGCUAAGCAGGAUUUAAUUAUUGUAAAUUCCACCUGCUGGGGUCCCUGUGGUGUUUUGUUUGAAAAUUAUUUAAUACCUUGAGUCACUCAGAGUGCUCCUCUCAUGUUGUAAACAACAAUUUCACUCGAACAUCUGGCAUUUCCAUCCAUUAUUAGCUUAUUAAUUGUAUAAUUAAGUUGUUUAUUACUGUGCCCUUAAAGCAAGUCCACAGUCCGCCCACAUUUUCAUAAGUCAUUUCUAAGAUGGCCUCGUCUUUGCUUCAUAACUUGCAAGUACUCAGNCUCCGAUCAAUGGUAGUACUUCCAAUAUCUCACAGACAGAGGAAAAUAUCCUCGAAACUACAGAAACGAAGAUCACGACAUACAAGUUCACGUGGAGUGCAUCCUGUUUGUAUGUCAGUGGAGGAAGCAUAAGCUUGGCUUCCAUGAAUGCGUUUUCCUUGUGGGCUAUUUAUCCAAACAGGCGAGAAAGACAGCUGCACUUGACAUUGCCACAGUUCUGCAGGAGAUUUUCUGCUGACACCAUGAUCUACUUCCUUUCCACGGUAGGACUUUUAGCCAUUUCUUUAUUAUUGUUAACUUAUCAUCAUCAUCAUCAUCAUCAUCAUCAUCACCAUCAUCAUCACAAACAUCGUCAUCAUCAUCAUUAUCAUUAAGGGUGGGAGAAACAUACUAAGUUGCAAUCAAGGAAGUAGUGAUUACCCCUUUUGUUUAAACUGAUUUUCUUCUGCAUUUCCCUGAAUAGUCAGGUCUCUUAAGGUCAGGAUCGUUACAGAGUUGACAAAAGCACCAAACUUUGCACAGCCAUAGCUUAUUGCAGUACCAUGAAUAUUAGAGGGGGUGGCCAAUGCAAAUAUGCCACUGAAGCGUGCUAAGCAGGAUUUAAUUAUUGUAAAUUCCACCUGCUGGGGUCCCUGUGGUGUUUUGUUUGAAAAUUAUUUAAUACCUUGAGUCACUCAGAGUGCUCCUCUCAUGUUGUAAACAACAAUUUCACUCGAACAUCUGGCAUUUCCAUCCAUUAUUAGCUUAUUAAUUGUAUAAUUAAGUUGUUUAUUACUGUGCCCUUAAAGCAAGUCCACAGUCCGCCCACAUUUUCAUAAGUCAUUUCUAAGAUGGCCUCGUCUUUGCUUCAUAACUUGCAAGUACUCAGCUUCUGGGGUUCUCUUCUCAUUUCUAAUGUAUUUCAAUUAGAGGAGGCCUUAUUGUGUGGCUUAAGCCAUAUUUAUCAAGUAUUACUUGUCAUUACAUGUCACUUUAAGCUAAAGAAAGCGUAUGGCAUAGCAAUUCACACACAAAAUUUCAGAAAAAAGAAAUUGUCAAAGAGUCUGUCGUAUCACUUAUCAGGGAUUUAUGACUGCUGUUCAUAAAGAGCAAAUAACGAAAUGACAGAACCCAAGAUAGUUCUUUCCUAAGGAGGUAAUUAAUUUUUCAGCUUAACAUAGGUCUGAAUGCCUUUCAGUCUCUCUUUAUCUGCUGGAUCGGACGCACGUGCAUGUUUUGACAGAGAAGCAAGCAUUGUGGCACAAGUCAUAUCAUUUACAAUUCCUGCAGUUGGUCUAAGCUUUACAAAGCAAACACAAACAAAAAAGAAUCUGGUCUCUUAAACGAAAAAAGCAGGAAAAAAGAAACAAGUUAGCCCAAGCUUCGAAAAACAGCACAGUUUAUCAUGAGGCCUCUACAUUUGGCAUUGAAGCACUCAUGUCCAAAAAUAAUAACAGCUUAUCAAGUCGUAAAAGUGAGACUCAAGUCGUAAAAGAUUGACUCAAAUGAUAAAUGGUGAAUGGUGUAACUGCUGAAACUGAAGAAAGGGGACCGGGCUAACUUUUAGGGCCUGUUAAUGUGGAGGAGGGGCGCCCGAGGUAGGCAUGGUAACCCACUUAUAGGUGGAGUAACCCACCUGUCCAUAUAGUCUCUCAUGUUAAUUUGAUCACAUUUAUAUGAUAGGUGGGGUGACCCUUCAAGGUAGGUAGCCCGGUCUUUAAUAAUUAUUAUUAAAGGUAACAAUAGAAAGCCACAACACUGAAGGUUGCAGCAAGAGCAGCAAGUGAACGUAGACGUGGUUUGCCAGCAUUUUUCUUGUUUACGUGCUUAGUGACCAUUCAAUAAUCUUGAGAAAGUGCACCCCAGGAUGGUGGGGUUGUAAGAUUUCAUGUAAAGGAGGGUUAUUCUUUUACCCCACCUAAGCAGGUUACGGAGUCACCUACCUGGGGUCCCCCACCUUUAUGUUAACAGGCCCUAAGUCUCAAGAACCGUGAAACUGGUAAUAAACAGUAUACCUAACCUGGGACUAGCUGUGAUACUACUUCCAUCUUCAAAAACGUCAGGAUAGCAGCCAAAGGAGCCAUCAAAUCGGUGUAACACGAAUAUUAGAUUGCGGUGGUUUCAUGCGUCUGGUUUUGUGACUUUAUUUGGGUUCGUUUUUGUCACCUAUCUCUUAAAUUUUAAUCAUAUUCAAAACACCCCUACUAACAAAAUAUUUCAUAAAGCUCUUUAGAAUGAUAUUCACAAAUAAAAACAAGGUGUGACCAGGAGCCGAUUUCUAGGCUCCUGGUGUGGCAACAUAGGCAUAAGUGAAUGCAAAGUUUUGCGGUAUGUGAUCUGUUAGAAAACUGUUUGAGUGGUCAAAGUUGGGGCUGAUGAGCUUCUUUAUCAUGAGCACUGCAUUAUUAUAAGGAACCAGGCCAUACUUAUAGUUGACCCUUGCUUUUUUUGGUAUUUUCUGUAAUUUUCCACAGCAUUAUUUUGUGAAAGGUUGGUAACUGAAUUGCUCUCGAGGAAUUCAUGAUCAUAAGAUUUUGUAACCACGGGGUACUCGCCUAAUUGCAUCAAACAAAUUACAUUCAUUUUCAUAAAUGAAGCAUCAUUGGUUGGCUAAAAGAGGUCUUGUUCCUGUAACUUUCAGCUCUUCUGAAGUUAGUUUGUUUGUAAAUUGUAACGCAGUCGCUAUGACCUUCCUUUAUUUUUUUUGAAAGAUCGUAUAGACCUACCAUUAACACUCUGGUGCGAGGGCUCUGAAGUGAAUGAGCUCCUUACAGGUGUCUAGGCAUGCAGCAGGGACCUCAUACACUUCUUUUUAAAUGCAAAUGUGUUAAAAAAUAAAUAGUGUUAAAAAUUCCUGGAGAGGCAUGUUUUCCAACCUCGUCCCCAGGGCUUAAUAAAAGAGGUACAAAAAGGUAAAGCGACCAUACUUUACGUCAAUAACUCAUGACAGUAAUAAUAACUGAUAAACUUGAUGUCGACGGUGCACUCCUUUUACCCGGCCCCCUCUCUCCAUUAAUGCUCUGUUUUAAGGGUAUUUAAAGCUAGUCAAAGCUACACAGAAAGGAGAGAAGUUGAAAUAAGGAUGUGUUGACACCGGGGACUUAAACAUUACCAAAUUAAAAACUUAAAAAUUUGAAACAAAUAUUUUUUAGCCAAAUCAAACAAGAAGAGUACUCACCACAGGAAACCCAAUCUGCUAUUAUGGGUGAAAGUUAACCCCCCCCCCUUUUAUCCGUAAUUAGGACCAUUUGUAACAGGCACCCCCUCUAGUAUUAAUCAGGAGGUGCUAACGAAGCUCUGUGCCAAAUUUGACACUUUUGUCACCUUUGUAACGAUCCGGCCUAUAUUUUGCACCAAGAGACCUGACUAGAAGUGUUCUCCUGGAGAUAGCUGAUACCGAUUUAGCUUACACUUCCAAAUUUUUGAGUUCAUAAUUAACAAUUUAUUAUUGGACUCGAGGUUAAGCAAAAUAUUGUGAUUUGUCAGUGGUAAGCAGAUAGACCAUUUUACAUUUAUGAGCUUAGUGCCCUAGCCUCUGAGUGAAUGUGAGGCUGAGGUUGACCUGUUUUGAUACAAACCUCUUUUCUUUUGUUAUUAAAAUUAUGCUGAAAACACUAGUUAGCAAAACAAUAACUUAGAUUAACAUAAUAAAGGAGAAAGGUUUAAUAAUCAAAACAAGGUCAACUCCAGCCUUGUUUCCACCUGUAACUGUAAAAUGGACUAUUAUUUGGCUGAGGCAAAUAAUAGGUCUGCCAGACACUGACAAAUCACAAUAUUUUGCGAUAACCGAGCUCAAUAAUGUUGUUUCAUCAUUCAGUGACUAAGUUUGUUUUUUGAUAAAUAUCUUCGGGAAGCUGCCAUUUUCAUGCAAGAGCAAUAGCAAAAAGGGGAAAAGCUUGGUUUCUUUUGUGUACAAGCAGAGUAUUAUUUGCAGCCAAACACAGUUGGAGGACAUAAUAACACUUUAUUUUUAAUAAGCAGACCAUUAUUUGUAUGCAGUUAUUUGCAGGUCACGUGGUGGUCUGUCAGCCAACGAAAAGGAAAAAAAUUUGCUUCGAAUAAUAAUGUAAAAUAUUACGCAUUUGCAAAUCAUAAGUUUGUCUCAGUGGAUGCCUUUAAAAAAGAAAAGGGUAACUAAAAUAUUAGUAGCACUGGUUUUCUUUGUUUGAGAACAUAGAAUAUUGAGCCUCACUAUGUGUAGCAAUGGGUGUCCUUUUUGUUGCAUGACCAAUCAGAAGCACUACUCAAAUCUGGGUAAUGACACGUCAUCAGGAUGAAAUUUCUGUGGUUGUUCCUUAGACGACAUUUCACGAGGAAACCAGUGGUGGCGUCCUGACAAAAGAUAGAUUUAGAGCUGUGUUUACAGCAAACAGCAAACAUGUAUUUGUAUCACAUGACCUGCUUUACAUGCUUUCUGUUCAUUAUUUCUACCCCACAUUACAAUUAGUAGCUUCAUGUUAGUCUUGUUUAUAACAAUUGUUUUCGGCCAUUUUGAGCUUGUCAUUUUCUGUUUUGUGAAAUUCUCAACUAGAAUCUGAUGUUUGCAAUUUGCUGUAAACAUCUCUCAAAUUUCUCUAAAUAUCAUAUUUACGAAAUUCCCUAUUUUUUAGAAAAAAAAAGGAUCUUGGGGGUAGUGGGAAAACUGUGGAACUCAUUGUUUAUUUUUCUCCAUAACAUAUGAUUUUAUGAGUAGAAAUUAUCAUGGGCUUUUCCAGUUCCUGCAUUGGCACUCCUGAUGGUUUUGGGCAGGGUGGUGCCAUGGGUGGCAGCAGUGGCAGUAAUGGUAGCAGUGCCAAUAUCAGUAGCAGCAGUAGUAGCAUCAACCUCAUUCCCAAGGUUCUCUUCUAUAGUCAAACCCCACUUUAUGGACACCCACUUAAUAUGAACACCUUGUUAUAUUAUGGACAGUUUGCUUUGUCCGCAGGGAAAGGAAGCCCUUACAUUUUCUCUAAAUUCAACCAGCAUAAUAAGAACACCCCAUUAAUACGGACACUUUCUGUCCCUAUUAACGGUGUUUGACUCUACUUGUCCCCCAAAGUGCAAGUGAGAGAUGGUCUCUCUCUCGCACACACACACACACACACACACAUUCCAGGGGAUUGAUUGGGAGAGAACCAGAGAGUUCUGGGAAUUAAGUGUACGUAGCAGCAACAGCAGAAAUUGCUGCAGUAGCAGCCAUAGUAGUGGCAGCAAUACAGUUAGAAGAGUAGAAGCAGGGGCAUCAGUGGUCAUGCUUCUGGUAUUAUUAUUAGCAGCAGCAGUAGCAGUAGUACCCAGUAGCAACAGAAGUAUGUUGUGUAGCAGUGCAGCAGGAGGAAGAGCAGCCACAGCAGCAGAAGCAGCAGUAGUAUAGUAGUUGUCAUCGUUUUGGGUUUGUCGUUUUUUUAUGCGAUUUUAGGCAACUUUUAGAGAGUGUUUUGUUUUAGUAGUGAUGUUCUUGCUUUGAUUUGUAGUUGCAGGACAUAGCAAUAUCACCAAAUAUUCCUGAUCCAAGUCUGAACACAGUGGAGUGUGUUACCGUGGGUCAAGGGAAAGCUCCACCUUUUCCUGAUUGGAAAAACCUGCUUCAUGGAGUGUGCUGGUGUAUUCUUUGCAUAAGUUUGGUAUUCAGUCAAGUUGCUUCGCAGUGGCUUAUAGUGCAGCUAAGGGAAUGGAAGAAUAGCAGCAGAGUUGAAGCAGAAAAAAGGAAAAAUGACAGCCAAGUAGCUGCUGUAAUGUUGUUAUCUAUAGUUGUUUUUAUCACCGGACUUUCCUUGAUUUUUUUCGCCUGGAGUCGCUCCUCUUUUGAGCAAGAUUAUUACAUGUGGGCAUUCUUCACAUCUGCGAUGCUUGUACUUGUUCGGAGGGCACUUUGGUGUUUCUGGCGUAUCUAUAAAAGCGAUAAUAUUGAUGUAUACAAGUUGAGCUUAACUAAGGGCCAUGAGAGUGACCCAAGCGGAAAUGUUAUUUCUUUCUUCACACUUUACCCAGCAAUAUUCAUGGCUUGCCAUCAUUUGCUGUGGAUAUUGCUGGGCGUCAUAACAGAACCAUUUUGGGGUAUUUCAGUUUUAGUGGCUGUCAUUUCUGUUUCUGCUAUUCUCGUUUUCCUUUUUUAUGAUUUUUACGAAUAUUAUCUUUCCCAUGAAUGUAAUGACCACCAGUGUGAAAGAUGUUCUGCCCGUAGAGGCCGGCGACGUGAGUACUGGUUUCCGUUUUUUAUGUCGCUAUUUCUUGUUCUAGGAAGUUGCGCUGCAUCUGUACUGUUAAUAAUUGUUCUGUUAGUAGUUGCACAGUCGUUCCUUAGUGAGAGUCUUGUUUCCACGUUAGUUCAAAAUGGUUUGGUGUUUUUCUCAACUUUGUGGCUUGGAUAUCUGAAGCUACAUCAAGCAAAGAAACCAGCAGAAACCAGGAACAGUGGUAAUGCAGGAAACUCGAACCAGUCCGGUCAACCCAAUGGUUAUGAACUUGUGGAGAUUCAGGUACAAUAG